AUGGCGAAUGAGUCCCCUCCUCCGCGGCGGAGGCUCGUUGGCGAGCCUCUUCUUUAUGUUAUGACGAUAUUCGUCAGUCUUGGUGUGUUUCUGUUUGGCUAUGACCAAGGCGUCAUGAGCGGGAUCAUCACAGGCCCCUACUUCCGAAAAUACUUCGAGUAUCCUGGGCCUAUAGAAGUUGGGACAAUGGUCGCUGUGCUAGAGAUUGGCGCCUUCAUCACCUCCGUCGCUGCUGGUCGCGUCGGAGAUAUCAUCGGUCGUAAAGGGACUCUGUUUAUGGGCGCCGUGAUCUUCACGUUCGGUGGUGCUAUCCAGACGUUCACCUUGGGAUUCUGGAGUAUGGUCGUUGGCAGAAUCGUCAGUGGUUUUGGAGUCGGUCUCCUCUCAACAAUCGUCCCGAUUUACCAGAGCGAAAUCUCACCUCCAAACCAUCGCGGCGCACUGGCAUGCAUGGAAUUCACUGGCAAUAUCAUCGGCUAUUCGUCUUCGGUGUGGACCGAUUAUUUUUGUUCGUUCAUUGACAGUGAUCUGUCCUGGCGAAUACCACUGUUCAUCCAAUGUAUGAUUGGGUCUAUCUUGGCCGGGGGUUCCCUCGUACUACCGGAGAGUCCUCGGUGGCUCAUUGACACUGGCAAGGAAACUGAAGGCAUGCAAGUCAUCGCCGACCUCCAUGGUGGUAAUCCCAACAACCCCGUGGCCGUCGCCGAGUAUGAUGAGAUCAAGGACAAAGUCCUCGAGGACCGCGCUUCCGGCGAAGAAAGGUCGUACCAGGUAAUGUGGCGGAAGUAUAAGCGGCGUGUUUUGUUGGCGAUGUCUUCGCAAGCCUUCGCACAGCUGAAUGGGAUUAAUGUUAUCUCGUACUACGCACCUCGUGUUUUUGAACAGGCUGGCUGGAUUGGCCGACAGGCCAUCCUUAUGACCGGCAUCAAUUCUAUUAUCUAUGUUUUGAGCACUCUUCCCCCGUGGUACCUUGUUGAUCGGUGGGGACGUCGGGCAAUUUUGCUCUCGGGCGCAGUUAUUAUGGCCGCCUCGUUGGUCGCCACGGGCUGGUGGAUGUACAUCGACGUUCCACAAACACCUAACGCAGUGGUGCUGUGCGUCAUCAUCUUUAACGCUGCCUUUGGUUACAGCUGGGGCCCUAUUCCGUGGCUGUAUCCUCCCGAAAUCAUGCCGCUCAACUUCCGGGCAAAGGGUGUCUCCCUCUCAACUGCGACGAACUGGGCAUUCAACUGGAUUGUCGGCGAGUCGACGCCUUACCUACAAGAGAGGAUCGAAUGGCGGCUAUACCCAAUGCACGGGUUCUUCUGUAUCUGCAGCUUCGUGCUCGUGUACUUUUUGUACCCCGAAACGAAAGGCGUGCCUUUGGAAGAGAUGGACGCGGUCUUCGGCGAAGAGGCGCGCGAAGAGCAGCUGGACAACGAAUCGGAGACGACAUCCCUGGUGCAAGGAGCUCAAGCCGACCCCGAGCGAUUGCGGACGUCCCGGACUGGCUUUGAGGAUACAGGUAACGAGAGACGGCCGAGCUGGCUCUCUCGUCUGUUUGCUAGAAAUCGCAGCCGUUCGGACUACGAGCCAAUCAGCCAUGACGAUCAUUAG
This is a messenger RNA of Cyclocybe aegerita, 1596 nucleotides long. The record is from the annotation of a GenBank genome assembly. Lineage: Eukaryota; Fungi; Basidiomycota; Agaricomycetes; Agaricales; Hemipholiotaceae.